CGGAUGUACUUAUCGAGCGACCGCCACACUACAAUCUUUGGCCUCCGAUAACAAAAUAGAGUUGUAAAGCAACGCAAUGGCGACAGUAGAAUGGGUUUGCGCGCCACGCUGCUAUCAAGUCAGCAAAAACUAUCUCAAAAGUCAUGUGACGCAUGAACACCCACUUAAGCAGCUGAACGCCAGUGUCAGCGUGGCGGAAAGCAAUCCACUGAGCUUGGCAUUGGCACUAGAGGGUACGGACCCGUUGUCAAAGUUUGCACGUCAAGAUGAGGAGCUGAACGACCCACUAACGCAAAUGGCCAAUCAGUUUACAUACAAAUCCAAACUAAGUGACAAAAGCGAAUUAGAUGACAAUACGCUUAAUUGGAGUACUCGCCGUUUGGGAAUUUUGAAUCGCUUCAACACCAAUGAGAAAUUGUCAUUAUCCACCAGUUUCCUAUGCACCGGUAGUGCAGAAGGCGGUGGCGAAAAUUUUAAAGCACAAACUGUAGUGGCGGACAAGGUGAAGUAUAGACUAGAGCAGUUGGAUCAUUUUGACGAUGGCAGCAUGCGACACAUGAAUCUCACACAACAGGAGUAUAUACUACGUUUCGAUCAGCUUAAGCAAGAGCUUACACAAUCGUGGCAUAACGAUCAACGCGUCAAGGCUUUAAAAAUAGCCAUACAGUGUGCCAAGAUGUUAUCUGAUGCCAGCGUGCUGCAGUUCUACCCAAGUCAAUAUGUGCUUAUUACGGAUAUACUAGAUGUCUUUGGCAAGCUGGUCUAUGAACGUCUGCGUAGUAAGGCAGCAGGUGUGCCUGGAGCUUCGGCCACAGCACUGCAUCGUGAGCGAGAGACUGCUCGUGAUACAUGCCAAAAUUGGUUCUACAAAAUUGCAUCAAUACGUGAACUACUGCCGCGGGUUUAUCUGGAAAUGGCCAUAUUUAAGAGCUACGAGUUCUUGGCAAAUUCACAACAUGAAACUGAGCAAUUGUUGCUGCGCCUAACAAGUCAACUGCGUGGCAUUGCAGAUCCACUGGUGUCUAGCUAUGCUCGUUGCUAUUUGGUGCGCGUGGGGGUUCCAGUUACUCCUACCAAGCAAUAUAUACGUGCUAAUUUUAACGACUUGUUUAUAUUGUAUCCGCAGAUCUUUCGCUUAGUGGCUCGAUUUAAUCUGCAUCCAGAGAUUAUAACCGCGAGUGCCUACUUGCAGCUGUAUGCGCCUGCCCUAGACUAUAUGCUAGAGUGUCUGGUGUAUAAAGGUGAGCAGUACGCACAGGAAAUGCUAUCGGAAUGCAAGCAAUUGAAGAAUAAUGGUGCUGUGCUCUUAUCCAUACUUAACUCAUUCAAGCGCGAGUUUAUCGCUACAAACGCUAUGGAAUUUUUAGAGCUUAUCAACAACUGCGAUACACCGGGCGUUACCAAAACACAGUUACUACGCCCACUUGGCAGUUGCGUCAGCAGCUGUGCACCGCUGCAUGAGCAACGACUGACUUUUCUUCAUGCUGCCUUCAAGACUAUCAACACGUUGACCGAUCCCAACGAAUACAUCAAUUGCGUGGAGACCUGGGCUCCAUUUGUGGCACAAUAUUUUACAAUACACGAAGUAAAUCAACUAUUGGGCGAGUUAAACACUCGUAUGUGCCUGGGCAAGGCUUAUGAGAAGCAUUAUGCUCAAUUGCAAAGCAUUUUAACGCGUGUAAUGCAAAAUUAUCGCAGCAUUGAGCUGCUGCUCAUACAGCCGAAUUUUCUGCCGUAUUUGGAUUUGUUUCACAAAGAAACGGCGCGUGUGGAGAUAUGCAAGAUUAUCUUAAACUACUACAAGCAGAAUAGUGAGGAGCGCACCUAUGAUGCAGUGGUCACCAACGCACUCAUGUUUGUCGGCAAAAUACUCAACGAUUCGGUGAACGCACUUACUGUUGAAGACGAACGUCGUCAGAUAUCAGAGCUCAUCAAUAGCUUUAUACGUAAAGUACACUUUGGAAAGGAUUUGGAGCAGCAAUUAAGCUUCUACGUGGAAGCGCGCGGCACAUUUAGUAAUCUGGAUGCGGUUUACGUGACCCUAGUACAUGCCACCUGCAAGCUGGCCAUGCAGGCAACCAAAUCUAUGGGCUUUGUAAAAGCCUGCAUUGCUUAUUGUUAUAUAACCAUACCCAGCAUUAGCUCUGUGCAGCAACAAAUGGAUUUAUAUUUGCUUUGUGGGCAGUUGGCGUUACGACAUGUUUGUCUGGGGCAGGCUGAUGCUUGCUUUGAAGCUGCACUGCAGAUAGUUGAAGAACUGCCUGUUGCUAUUGUGGAUUUUGAGGGCAAAUCACGCAGCUUGGAACGCUAUUUGGUUACAUACUUUUGCAAUAUGCUGGCUACGCUUAUAAUAGUGCCUGAUAGUCCUGAACAGGGUGUCUUAUACUUUCCUCGCCUGCUACUUGAUGUGGUGGGUAGACGUAGCUUUAAGCCCAACAGCACUGCGCCCACGAUAAUCUAUUUGCAUGCCUUGGAUAUGCUCUAUGUGCAAAGUCUUAAACAGUUUCCCUAUCAUAUAACGGGUGUGGUUUCAAAUGAUGCCUUGUAUGGUCAUGAUCCGAAGUUCCUAGUUGAGGUGAAUAGCUUGUGUGCUCAGGUUGUGGAGGCCAUAUUGGUACAGCUUAAAACUCUUGGAGCUAGUCAGCAAACGCGCGAUCAAGCUCAACUGGCCAUGGAACUGUUUAUGCGCAUAGUACGCUAUGCAGAUCUAGAGAAGGAGCCACUGUGCCAAUUGGCAGUUAAACUAUGGUUGCUGGCUAACAAGGCGCAAGCGCAGUUAGAUAGCGAAACUAUUCCGCAGACACUUUGCAGCGUUGAGCAUUUCUAUCGCCUAGUCAAGGAUAAUUCGCCGGCACGCGCUCAAACCAUUGCCAAACUCUUAUUGCGCCUACGCGACAGUUGAAGCUGUUUGCCCACUGAAAUUAUUUAUAUUUGUUGUGCAAUUUUUAAACUCAAUUAAGACUUUUGAUAUUUAUAGUAAUGCUAAGUUUUGACUGAGUCAUGGCCUUAAGUAAAAGAGCGUAUUUGUUUAGUGUAAAAGCGCUUUUGUUGUAUGCAUUUUAUUUAGACUUGUAAUUGCUUGAGGCCCGUUUUUGCACAGAUCUUAAGGCAUUUACACUGUGCGUUUACGACACGUACAUACAUACAUACAUACAUAUAUUAUGCUUAUGCUUAGUUCGAGUUUAAGGUGUAAAAAUAUUAAUUACAAUUUGGUAGUUUAAAACAUUUGAGGCAUUUGGUCACGUUGCAAUUGCAGCAUGUGCAUAUUGAAAUGGCUAAAGACUAUGGCUGACAUGCAAUGAGAAUUAAAUGUAAACAAGCAACAACUUAAAC
Messenger RNA from Drosophila busckii, 3333 nucleotides. Its product is annotated as VPS35 endosomal protein sorting factor-like. The record is from RefSeq and is a predicted model, not a curated record. Bases 77 to 2902 code for a protein of 941 amino acids. NCBI's taxonomy places the organism in Eukaryota, Metazoa, Arthropoda, Insecta, Diptera, Drosophilidae. The transcript is spliced from 11 exons. Gene Ontology annotation, biological process: endocytic recycling. Gene Ontology annotation, cellular component: endosome.